Molecule: messenger RNA, 1358 nt
Organism: Amphibalanus amphitrite
Lineage: Eukaryota; Metazoa; Arthropoda; Thecostraca; Balanomorpha; Balanidae
Product: protein Ycf2-like
Exons: 3
Coding region: 192-1232 (346 amino acids)
Biological process (GO): microtubule cytoskeleton organization
Cellular component (GO): microtubule
Molecular function (GO): calmodulin binding; microtubule binding
Source: RefSeq, a predicted model, not a curated record
GCCGGCCGGGGUGGGCGCGCGGCGCGGCUCAGAGGGUCAGCCGCCGCCGGCCGACACGUCCACCGGGUCUCCAGCAGCCAUGGCCGGCACUCGGCCGUCCCUGGCCCUGCUGCUGCUCGCUGUUCUGAUCUGCAUAGGAGUUAACGGCGAAUCGGAAAGUACAAGUUCGUGCGUAACAUCAGUCGAAACCGAUGGCGAUACAUCCACCGACACUCUUUGUAGCACCUCAGGAGACGGUGACGGAUCACAAGACGGAGACGGAACAGAAGACGGAGACGGAGAAGGCGGAGACGGAGACGGAGAAGGCGGAGACGGAGACGGAGAAGAUGGAGACGGAGGGGACGGAGACGGAGAAGAUGGAGACGGAGAAGAUGGAGACGGAGGGGACGGAGACGGAGAAGAUGGAGACGGAGACGGAGAAGACGGAGAUGGAGACGGAGAAGACGGAUAUGAAACACAAGAAGAAGACGGGACAGAAGAUGGAGACGGCUCAGGUGGUGACGGAACACAAGACGGAACACAAGACGGAGACGGGUCUGGUGGUGACGGAUCACAAGACGGAGACGGGUCUGGUGGUGACGGAUCACAAGACGGAGACGAGUCUGGUGGUGAUGGGACACAGGAUGGAGACGGAACACAAGAUGGAGACGGGUCUGGUGGUGACGGAUCACAAGACGGAGACGGGUCUGGUGGUGACGGAUCACAAGACGGAGACGGGUCUGGUGGUGACGGAUCACAAGACGGAGACGGGUCUGGUGGUGACGGAUCACAAGACGGAGACGGGUCUGGUGGUGACGGAUCACAAGACGGAGACGGGUCUGGUGGUGACGGAUCACAAGACGGAGACGGAUCUGGUGGUGACGGAUCACAAGACGGAGACGGAUCUGGUGGUGACGGAUCACAAGACGGAGACGGGUCUGGUGGUGACGGAUCACAAGACGGAGACGGGUCUGGUGGUGACGGAUCACAAGACGGAGACGGAUCUGGUGGUGACGGAACACAAGACGGAGACGGAUCUGGUGGUGACGGAUCACAAGACGGAGACGGAUCUGGUGGUGACGGAUCACAAGACGGAGACGGGGCAGAAGACGGAGACGGUUCUGGUGGUGACUCCGAUGAAGCCACAGGGGACGGAUCGGCGAGUGACUCGAGAGAGGACUGUACCAUCGACUACGGCGACCUAUCCGCAAAUGCUUCCAGUGUUAACAUCACCUGCAGAGAGGUCAAUGUAACAGGUGAGCCAUUAGUGUGUAGCUGAUGAUUUUUUUCUUUUUGAGAUCACGCCUAACAGUUUGACGGUACUUAAAGUAAAAUAUUCAUAUUGUAUAGCAUACAACUUGUUAUCGAAUGCUGAAUCU